CAGACGGACCAAACCAAAAAGCAGUUGGUGGAUCUCCUAGUCUAGUUUAGUCUUUCUAAAUAACAUGAAGAUAUCUGUCACCAAACCUCAACCACAGACAUUCAGUACACUUUUUUUUUAAAAUAUCGGAACAAGAAGAUCAGAUAAGCAUCUGUAUUGUGAGAAAAAUGGACCAGAGCAUGUGAGGAUGUAAUAAAGCAUGUUAACUGCUAGAGAGGACAGCAGGUUGUUUUCAGAAUGAAGUAUUUUGGAUUUGCCUUUGUUCUUUUCCUCGCGGAUGCAGCAGCAGGGUUUGGGACCACCCCACAUCUUAAGCAGAUUGUCACUGGGCGGUGUUAUGAAUAUGUAAUGCUGAUUAACCCCAGCUCCAGGUAUAAUUGUGAGGAGAUCUGGCGGGAGUUUGAAGAGGCUGUUAUCAGGCGAUCUCCUUGUGGCGUGAGAGUUAAAGAUUACCAGAGAAUGUUCCGGGCCAGCGCUCAGAUCUUACCAUGUGACAAGUUGCUCUUCUGGAGUAAGACAAGAGAUCUCAUGCACAGCUAUGCAGCUGUCAAAGGCAGUGUCUGGACAUUAGAAAACACACUGGUGGGAUUCAUGUUCAAUGACCUGAUCUGGUGCGGACAGCAGGACAGAGAGAGAGGUUUCGACUAUCACUCCUGUCCUGAAUGGUCAACAUGUUUGAACCAUCCCGUGUACUCACUAUGGAAGCAAGCUUCUGUGAAUUUUGCAACAGCUGCCUGUGGCAAUAUUACAGUAUUGCUAAAUGGAUCCAUUCAUCACGCUUUUAACAGAAAAAGCAUGUUUGGCAGUGUGGAACUGGACAAUCUCAACCCGAGGAUGGUCUUCCAUGUUCACAUUAAAGUCGUAUACAACCUGGAGGGUCCCUUUGUGGAGUCUUGCACCCAGGGUUCAGUCGUGGGACUCACAGAGGUUUUAACAACACGAGGCUUCCUCUGGACCUGCACAGACAGUGACUUAACACUGAUAAUCCUGCAGUGUAUAAAGAAUCCCCAAUGGGCAGCCUGUCAGAGAUGUUCCAACAGCCUUUAACAGAGAGAGAUGCUAUUUAUAGAGUAUUACCAACUGGACAGCUACCAAAGUGAAUCAAGACCCAAAUGCAAAAUAUAAAUGAAUGAUUCUCACAAACAAUGUCCACGCAAUGUCAAAAAAUUAGAACGAGGAGAAUAGCGAUGGUUCUCAAAUGGCCUAUUUCUCACAAAAUAGCAAAUAAAGUUUUGCUUUAUUCUUUUACAUGGACCAGCCAUAUCAUUUUGUGAAUACACCCACAGUUUGUAAAUAUAUGGCCAUACAUUCAUCUGUUUUAAUCAGAUGACUUUUUCUUCAUAUUUCUGACCGUCUGUAGAGGAAAGCAAUGAAGAUGAGUGGAAAAACACCCAAGAAACAAUAUCAAUAAACUUCAGUAAUUGCUUUUGAUUUAUUUAAAGUCUCAGGAAUAAUAUAUGCAGGUCAGACAUUUGCAUAAAUAUAGCCAAAUUUGCCAUUCACAGACAUGUCUAUAUCCAUGAUUCAUCUCCAUACACCAGCAGGUUUGAUGGUUAUGCUAUGUACAGUAUAUGCUACUGGAGUACAACUACUGUACCAGUAUAUCAUUGUAAACAUCUCUCCUUCACAAGUCACUACUGUUGUUUUAUUCUAUUGACAUGCAUUUAAAAACUUUGUCUUUAGGGCUUAAAGUAUGAAAUGAUUAUUUAAUCAGCUGUGUAACAAUUUUUACAUUUGAUGUUGUGAAUAAAGCCUGUGCUUCAUCAUUUUAA
Messenger RNA from Myxocyprinus asiaticus (Chinese sucker), 1772 nucleotides. Its product is annotated as ADP-ribosyl cyclase/cyclic ADP-ribose hydrolase 1. Gene Ontology annotation, molecular function: NAD+ nucleosidase activity; phosphorus-oxygen lyase activity. The transcript has 11 exons. The coding region runs from base 238 to 1047 and encodes 269 amino acids. Lineage: Eukaryota; Metazoa; Chordata; Actinopteri; Cypriniformes; Catostomidae. The record is from RefSeq and is a predicted model, not a curated record. Gene Ontology annotation, biological process: positive regulation of B cell proliferation. Gene Ontology annotation, cellular component: plasma membrane.